UCCAGACAAAAAUCUAAGAGGAGAAAGACGAACUGAACAUGUCUAUACCAACAACAAUAAUGGAGCUGGAAAUUACUCCAGUAGAACUUGAGACACAAAAGGGUCCAAUAUCUACUACUGUUACUAUAAUUGAAACCUCCAAAAGUACUACACUAUCAGAACACUACAGUCAGAGAGAAAAAAAUAUAUGGAGGAAGGUCUUAGAUGUGAAGGAAGCCAAGAAACAGGCUUCUAUCUCUGUGCCUAUGGUCAUUACUAACUUAUCAUAUUACCUCAUCACAUUGGUGUCGGUGAUAUUUGCUAGUCGCUUUGGAGCACUGGAGCUUGCAGGAUCAACCUUGGCCAACUCUUGGGCAACUGUUACUGGAUUGGCACUCACGACAGGUCUGAGUGGAGCACUUGAGACUCUUUGUGGGCAAGCAUAUGGAGCAAAUAUUCACAGAAUGUUAGGAAUUUACUUACAAUCAUCGACAAUCAUAUCUUUCAUAUUCUCGGUUGUUGCAUCUAUUUCGUGGUUCUUCUCAGAACCCAUACUAAUUUUUCUUCAUCAAGAUCAUCAAGUAGCAAAAGUUGCCAGCAGCUAUUUGAAGUGCUUGAUUCCAGGACUGUUUGCAUAUGGUUUUUUACAAUGCAUCCUCAGAUUUCUCCAGACACAGAGCGUUGUUAAACCACUUAUUCUUUGUUCACUGGUUCCAUUGGGCAUCCAUAUUGGCCUAACAUAUCUAUUAGUUCACUGCACUCCUCUUGGUUUCAAAGGAGCACCAUUAGCAGCAGGACUAUCAUUAUGGCUAUCGGUUCUCAUGUUGGCUCUCUACCUGAAGUAUUCGGUGAAAUUCAAACAUACACUGGAAGGGCUUUCAAUGGAGUCCAUCCAUCAUUUGCUUCCCAACAUAAGGCUGGCCAUCUCUUCGGCAGUGAUGGUGUGCUUGGAGUUCGGUGUGUUUGAACUUCUGGUAUUACUCGCCGGAUUGAUGCCGAAUUCAGAAACCAGCACUGCACUAAUAGCAUUGUGUGUGAUCACAGAAACUGUCUCAUAUAUGAUAAUCUCUGGGCUGAGUGCAGCUGUGAGCACUCGCGUGUCAAAUGAGAUUGGGGCUGGAAAUAUCAAUCAUGCAAAGAAAGCCAUGAUAGUGACAGCAAAGCUCUCCGUUAUUCUUGCUCUAACAAUUAGUCUAUCUCUGAUCGUGGCUCACAAUCUAUGGGCCAGCCUCUUCAGUAAUAGCUCUUUAUUAAAGGAUGAAUUUGCUUCUAUCACCCCCUUACUCGCAAUUUCAAUGUUACUAGACUCAGCACAAGGAAUUUUGUCAGGGGUGGCUAGAGGAUGUGGUUGGCAGCAUUUGGGGGCAUUGACUAACUUUGCAGCCUUCUAUAUAGUUGGCACACCAAUUUCUGUCGUCCUUGGGUUUAAGGUCGGCCUACAAACAAAGGGCUUGUGGAUUGGAUUGAUUUGUGGCCUCUGUUUCCAAUGUUGUAUACUCUUAUUGAUUACAUUUUGUAGCAAGUGGACUCAAUUGAAGCUUUCGGAACAUUGACCGUGAAGACUAAUGUAGCUUACACAAACAAACAUCUCUCAGUUUUACCUAGGCACAUAAAUACCGACAAUCCAAAAACUAGCAAGAACAAUUUUCGGCAUGA
Molecule: messenger RNA, 1635 nt
Organism: Telopea speciosissima
Lineage: Eukaryota; Viridiplantae; Streptophyta; Magnoliopsida; Proteales; Proteaceae
Product: protein DETOXIFICATION 18-like
Exons: 7
Coding region: 39-1532 (497 amino acids)
Biological process (GO): xenobiotic detoxification by transmembrane export across the plasma membrane
Cellular component (GO): membrane
Molecular function (GO): antiporter activity; xenobiotic transmembrane transporter activity
Source: RefSeq, a predicted model, not a curated record